Molecule: messenger RNA, 930 nt
Organism: Setaria italica (foxtail millet)
Lineage: Eukaryota; Viridiplantae; Streptophyta; Magnoliopsida; Poales; Poaceae
Product: syntaxin-52
Exons: 6
Coding region: 1-759 (252 amino acids)
Biological process (GO): intracellular protein transport; vesicle fusion
Cellular component (GO): SNARE complex; endomembrane system; membrane
Molecular function (GO): SNAP receptor activity; SNARE binding
Source: RefSeq, a predicted model, not a curated record
AUGGCGCGUCCGAUGCUUCCGAUCACAAACCCGCACGGAGGCGAUGCUCGAUCGUCGUCUUCCGCGCUGGACCAGUGGACGAAGCGGUUCCAGGAAGCCGAGCGGCUGGUGGACGACGUCGUCGAGCGGAUCGCCGAGAGGGACUCCGUGCCGCCGUCGCUGCCGCGAAAGCUGCAGCGCCGGACAGCCGAGAUCCGCCGCAAGGUCACCAUUCUCGGGACCAGGCUCGACAUGCUGCAGGAGGACCUGUCCGAUCUCCCAAAGAAGCAAAACAUAAGCUUGAAACAGCUGAACAAGCUAGCCGAGAAGCUCUCCGGUCUGAGCUCCAAGGCGAAGGAGGUUGGCGGUCAGUUCACGAUGAAUCACUCAUCGGACGGGAAUGACUUGUGUGGAUCGAGCGAGAAGAGCACAAAGAUAGAUGUGAACAGCAUUGCCGACAUGGACAACCGAGACAUGGUCAACUUGCAGAGGAAGGUCAUGAAAGAGCAAGAUUCUCAACUGGAGAUUCUGGAGGAGACCGUUGUCAGCACGAAGCACAUUGCGUUAGCGAUCAACGAGGAGCUGGAUCUGCAAACUAGGCUGAUUGACGACUUGGACGAGAGCGUUGAAGACACAAGCACCCAAUUACAGCGUGCCGUGAGGAGGCUGAAAAAACUGAGCACGCGCAUGAGGAAAGACGGUUCUUGUUGGGGCAUAGUCUUGGCGGUCAUUGCCGCUGUAAUCUGUGUUGCCGUAGUCUGGGCUCUGAUAACAACCUAGUAACACUGACGGCCAAGAGACCUUAAAAUAAGUUUCAGUAACUGAACUUUUCUUUCAAGGAUGCUCAAACAUUACCGACCGAGAUCUAUGUCUCUAUUCAUGUAUUCUAGUAUGUAUAUGAUGUGCACAUAUACCGGGGGCGCCUGCGUACCUGAGAAUCCUCUGAAUAAU